Messenger RNA from Zygotorulaspora mrakii, 816 nucleotides. It is a transcript of the gene MAM33, whose product is annotated as Mam33p. Gene Ontology annotation, cellular component: mitochondrial matrix. The coding region runs from base 1 to 816 and encodes 271 amino acids. NCBI's taxonomy places the organism in Eukaryota, Fungi, Ascomycota, Saccharomycetes, Saccharomycetales, Saccharomycetaceae. The record is from RefSeq and is a predicted model, not a curated record. The transcript has a single exon. Gene Ontology annotation, biological process: cytosolic ribosome assembly.
AUGUCAUUGCGUUUAAUCACACAAGUUGUUCUUAGGAAUGUUUCCGGUGUCCAGAGACUUGCAAAGGUCUCAAGGUCAAUUGGCAGCACUAGCUACACCCCAAAAAUUAUGAUGUCCGCCAGUCAAUCCAGGUUAUUGUCCUCAUGUGCGAGCGUAAGAAACCAACAAACUGAUAACGUGAGCGCUAUUUUAAAGUCUGAGAUCAAGGUUGAGUCAGACACUGCAACCGAGACCUCUGUCCAAUCAUUCCAACCCUUUUUGGAUAAAUUUGGGUUUUCUAUCGUUGACACAAACGGCAGAAACUUGGCUCAAAUAGUGAAGAAAACCGAUGAUGAAACAGUUCAUGUUUUUUUUGACGUAGCGCAGGUGGCCAAUUUGCCCUACGAUAGUGCAGUAACUGAAACUGCUACUUCCGCAGAUGGCGAAGCUGUUAAUGAGGAUGACUACGAUUCUCUCUCGGAUAACUUCGCUAAUGUCAAUUCUGUCGUUGUUAGACAUUCUGAUAAUUCUGCGGUAUCUUUUGAACUGUUAAUGAACCUGCAAGAAGGCUCCUUUUAUAUAGACAGUGUCACACCUUUUGAAUCUGCAGAAAAAGCUUUGAGCGAAUCUGCAGAGGCCGAAGUGCAGCGUGAACUCGUCUAUCAUGGUCCUCCAUUCUCUAACUUAGAUGAAGAACUUCAGGAAGCCUUGGAAUCUUAUUUGUCAAGCAGAGGCGUCAAUGAAGAGCUCUCCUCUUUUAUUGCUGCCUUUUCUGAGUUUAAGGAAAAUGAUGAAUACAUCAAAUGGUUGAAGAGCAUGAAGACCUUCUUUAGCUAA